AUGGUACCACUCAGUUCCGUUACUAACAGUGGAGGCGUGGUUGGAAGUUGUCCCGUCUCUGAUUGGUUCAUGAGGCAAGGGGGGUUCGAGGUCGCGCUGCAAUUGGCUGUUGCUUGGCAGCGGGUGCAGUCCCGGCUCAUUCCGCUCUCAAUGGCGGCGGGGAGCGAUGAGGAGGAAGGCGGCGGAGACUCCGAGUUGCAGCGGCCGGGAGGGGGGAGGAGGAAUGCGGAGAGAUCCCUGGAAGAGGCGGCCCGGACCGGGGAGCUGAGCCUGAGCGGACGGCGACUGAGGAGCAUACCCGAGAGAGGGCGGAGCUACGAUCUAACAGACCUGACCCGAGCUGACUUAUCGAAGAAUCGUUUCUCUGAAGUCCCCGGCGAGCUGUGCCAGUUGGUGUCUCUGGAAUCCCUGAACCUCUACCACAACUGCCUGCGUUCUCUCCCCGAAUGCAUCUGCAACCUACAGGCCCUCACCUACCUGAACAUAAGCCGGAACCUCCUCACCUCUUUACCCCCCUACCUCUGUCGUCUUCCUCUCACCGUGCUUAUCGCCAGCAACAACAAGCUCAACUCCAUUCCAGAGGAAGUGGGCGCCAUGACCAACCUGCGGCAGCUGGAUAUCAGCUGUAACGAGAUUCAGUCUCUGCCGCCACAGAUGGGAUCACUGGAAUCUCUGCGAGAGUUAAAUGUCCGCAGGAAUCAGCUGACCUCCCUGCCGGAGGAACUCUCUGAGCUUCCACUAACACGUCUAGACAUCUCCUGCAACCGCAUCUCCCACAUUCCCGUCUGUUACCGACACCUCCGACACCUUCAGACCAUCAUACUGGACAACAACCCCCUCCAAUAUCCACCCGCCCAGAUUUGUCUCAAAGGGAAGGUUCACAUAUUUAAGUACCUUAACAUAGAAGCUUGCAGUAAGCCUGCCCCGGAACUGGCAGAUCUGGGAAAACUAAGCCGCCCCACAAGUUUUACCACAUGCCUUGCAGAUGAUGUGUAUUCCUCCAGGCCCUAUGGUUGCCUAGAUUCCGGCUUUAACAGCGUAGACAGUGGUAGCAAACGGUGGUCCGGGAAUGAGUCUGCAGACGAGAUGUCGGAUCUCUCCUUCAGAGUGGCCGGUCUGGGCCGGGAUGCCAGGCAGCUCAGAGAGAAGGUCAAUGGAAUAGAUGCAGAUAGCGAGCACACAGACUUCAUAGACAGCAGCACCAACGAGGAGGAGGAGGACGCCAAGUCCGACACCGGGCUACAUAUGACUGAGAAGCGGAAGCCAGAAUUACACUCCACGCCAAGGGCAGAAGACAGGACCCUGGUCGGCGGGCCGGUAGCGUCUCCCCCGUCCCCCGGCGCCUCUCGUCAGGAUCGGGUCACAGAGGAGAGGAGGAGGCCGGAGACGCUGCUCCUCUGGAGGGAGCGGGAGAGGCAGCAGCUUCAGCAGAAGCAGGAGACUCUGCGGAGGCCGUCUGUGGAUCAGAGAGACAGCUUACACAAGAACUUACCCGCCAGCAGCCCUCCAGCUCAGAGCCAGAGUGAGGCUGUCAAUGGCCCCUCUGAGAACUGCAGCAGACUGCGGAGUCAGGGAAGUCAGGCCAGCAUCGGUACGCCCAUCUCUCCUCCCUCGCAGCCCUCAGACUCCUCUGUGACCCAGAAACCCAGAAGUUUCCUCUUCCGAUCGUCCUCCCGCGGAGCCGCACGAAGUUAUUCAGGCUCGGACCCGGGCUCAGGAGAGGGAUCCAGUCCUAUACGGAUGCGCACUUCCCGAGCUUCAUUUGACGAGAAGACAGUUCAAGCGCAACUACGCAAGGAUAUUGAGUCCCACCUAAACAUCACCCUGCAGGAUCCGCUCUGCGAGUCUCUCGCCAAUGGCGUCGUCCUGUGCCAGUUGGUGAACCACCUGAGGCCACGCUUCAUCCCUUUCAUCCACGUGACUUCUCCCGCUGUGCCUAAACUCAACCCUGUGAAAUGUCGCACCAAUGUGGACAGCUUCCUGGAGGCGUGCCAGAGGCUCGGCGUCCCCGAGCGAGAUCUCUGCUCAGCCUCCGACAUCCUGGGAGGUAGGAGCCUGGACGUCAUACAAAGGAUGGUCUCCUCCCUGCUGCUGCUCCUCCUCUCUUCCCGUGACACUCCCACGAGCAGCCCAAGCUCCGCCCUCUCCGAUGAGACAGCGAUGUGUUCUACUCUCCUGCAGCUGCUCUCCCAACACCACGGCUUCCUGCUCUUCUACGCUCUGCUAAUGCUGGCCCUCUGCGUGGCCUACAACAAACUGUCUGUCCUCUAGGAGACGGGCCAU
Molecule: messenger RNA, 2283 nt
Organism: Nanorana parkeri
Lineage: Eukaryota; Metazoa; Chordata; Amphibia; Anura; Dicroglossidae
Gene: LRCH4
Product: leucine rich repeats and calponin homology domain containing 4
Exons: 20
Coding region: 1-2271 (756 amino acids)
Molecular function (GO): protein binding
Source: RefSeq, a predicted model, not a curated record